AUGGGGGAGCUUGCUGUUGAUAAACAUGUUAAAUAUUUUGUAUCAGUUGAAAAGGUUGUAUCGAUACCCAAUGAGAAAGAGAAAGAAAAGGACGGUAAAAAUUACUUUGUCCUCAAGGAAUGGAUUACGUUCAACAAUGGAGUUAUUUAUUCACAGACAAGAGAAGUCCCAGACUUUGAGACCCGAGACAGGAGGACGAAGGAGGUGAUGCCCCUGUUGGAUAAGACAUGUAUACGUCAACAUGCGUGCACUCUACUACUUGCUGUCCGUGCAUCCACAGUCUUGCCUGUUAUUUUAUCGGAUAAGAUGCUCCUAAACCGUGAACUCACGGUUGAUCGCAAAAAUUCAACCCUUGACAAAUCUGUCAAAUGCAUUGAAUCUGGAUUCAAUCCCAUAAACUCUGCAUUUAAAACGGACUUAAUCAACCAUAAAAGGGGAUUGCACGAAGAAAGCCAGUUUGAUGCAAUAAAGACCAGCCAGCUAGCUGUCAAUUUCUCACCCCCACAAAAAUUUGAAAAUGAGAGAAUGUACCUUAUGCACAGAAAAAGAUCUGAGUACAUUGAUAGGAUUCCCACCAAGGGCGUGG
Molecule: messenger RNA, 586 nt
Organism: Dovyalis caffra
Lineage: Eukaryota; Viridiplantae; Streptophyta; Magnoliopsida; Malpighiales; Salicaceae
Source: the annotation of a GenBank genome assembly